Molecule: messenger RNA, 1355 nt
Organism: Impatiens glandulifera
Lineage: Eukaryota; Viridiplantae; Streptophyta; Magnoliopsida; Ericales; Balsaminaceae
Product: mitochondrial arginine transporter BAC2
Exons: 2
Coding region: 221-1156 (311 amino acids)
Biological process (GO): mitochondrial ADP transmembrane transport; mitochondrial ATP transmembrane transport
Cellular component (GO): mitochondrial inner membrane
Molecular function (GO): ATP:ADP antiporter activity
Source: RefSeq, a predicted model, not a curated record
ACUAGAAAGAGAAAGAGAAAAAUCAUUCAUUAGUUUCUCUCUCUAAAAUUAAGGAUUUCCAGAGCUUUCUCUCUCUACCCACCUCUCAAAUCAAACCUUUCCAUCUUCCUCAAAAGAUUUCCAGACUCUUUUGAAAAAAGAUUUACUUUUUAGAUCGAUUUUGCAACAGAUUGUAUAGAGAUAGAAAUAGUGGAUUCAGUUUGAUGAGAUAAGGAGAAGAAUGGAUUUCUGGCCGGAAUUUCUAGCUAGUAGUUGGGGAAAGGAAUUUGUCGCCGGUGGGUUUGGUGGGGUCGCCGGAAUUAUCUCCGGUUAUCCACUGGAUACGCUUAGGAUUCAUCAGCAACAUUCUCCCGGCGGCUCUGCUAUUAAAACUCUCCGGAAUAUUGUUGCCGGCGGGAAGGGACCUCUUUCUUUAUAUAGAGGAAUGGCUGCUCCAUUGGCUUCUGUAACGUUUCAGAAUGCAAUGGCCUUCCAAAUCUACGCAAUUCUAUCACGAGCAUUCGAUUCAACAUCACCAACAAUAAACCCAUCUUCAAAUCCCCCAUCCUACAAAGGUGCACUCCUCGGCGGUAUCGGAACCGGCGCCAUUCAAAGUUUAAUGUUAACACCAGUCGAGCUCGUGAAAAUCCGCCUCCAACUCCAAAGCAUAACAUCACAACCCAACUCAGUCACCCUCAAAAGCCAAACUGGUCCCAUAAACAUCGUAAAAUCCAUCUUAAGAACAGAAGGAUUGCGAGGAAUCUACAGAGGAUUCACCAUCACAGUUUUAAGAGAUGCCCCGGCUCAUGGUGCUUACUUUUGGACUUAUGAAUAUGCUAGAGAAUGUCUUCAUCCUGGUUGUAGAAAAACAGGACAGGAGAGUUUUAAAACAAUGCUGAUGGCUGGAGGAUUGGCUGGAGUUGCUAGUUGGGUUUGUUGCUAUCCUCUUGAUGUGAUUAAAACGAGGAUUCAAGCACAACCGAUAAGACAAGAACAACGACAAUAUAGAGGAAUUGUCGAUUGUUUUCGGAAGAGUGUUUGCGAAGAAGGUUAUAGAGUGCUUUGGAGAGGAUUGGGAACUGCUGUUAUGAGAGCUUUUAUUGUUAAUGGAACUGUCUUCACUGCUUAUGAAACUUCUUUAAGGUUCAUCAACAACAACAAUGGUAAUAACAAUUGACUAAUUGGUAAAUUAGUGUAUUUAGAAUUAGAUUUCUAAGAGGAUAUUUGUUUGGGAAUUGAGGUUAUGAGGAAUUUAAAUUGAAUUUGUGAUUAAUUCCUCUAAAUUGAUUGGAAUGUAGAUUUGGAUGUUAAGGAUAUUUGUUAGGUAUAACAUUUUUUAUUUAUUCUAAAUAUGAUUCAUUUAAAUCCAAUUUUGA